This is a messenger RNA of Phaedon cochleariae (mustard beetle), 1962 nucleotides long. Lineage: Eukaryota; Metazoa; Arthropoda; Insecta; Coleoptera; Chrysomelidae. The record is from the annotation of a GenBank genome assembly.
AUGACGGGCAGACUAGCUGGACAGACUAUAAAUGAUAGGCUAUUAGCCGCCAAACAUAGUUUGGCUGGACAAGGACUAGCAAAAUCGGCAUGUAAAGCGACCACCGAGGAAAUGAUUGGCCCCAAAAAGAAACAUUUAGAUUAUUUAGUCCACUGUACAAAUGAACCCAACGUGUCCAUUCCACAGCUAGCAAAUUUGUUGAUUGAAAGAUCUCAGAAUACGAAUUGGGUUGUUGUAUAUAAAGCGUUAGUUACAGUUCACCACAUGAUGUGUUAUGGAAAUGAAAGAUUUACACAAUUCCUAGCUUCCAGCAAUAGUACAUUUCAACUCAGCAACUUCUUGGAUAAAGGCGGAGUUCAAGGGAUUCUAAGUGCUAGGACUGGUUAUGACAUGUCACCUUUCAUUAGACGCUACGCAAGAUAUCUCAAUGAAAAAGCAAUAUCCUAUCGAACUGUGGCCUUCGAUUUCUGCAAAGUGAAAAGAGGGAAAGAUGAUGGAAUUUUGAGGACAAUGCACGCCGAUAAGUUAUUGAAAACUGUUCCUGUAUUGCAAAAUCAACUCGACGCUCUCUUGGAAUUCGAUUGCUCAGCCAAUGACUUGACUAAUGGCGUCAUCAACAUGUCUUUCAUGCUGUUAUUCAGGGAUUUGAUAAGACUUUUUGCUUGUUAUAAUGAUGGAAUCAUAAAUUUAUUAGAAAAAUUCUUUGAUAUGAACAAGAAGCAAUGUCGGGAAGCUUUGGAUAUUUACAAAAAAUUCCUGAUCAGGAUGGAUAAAGUGGCGGAAUUUCUGAAAGUGGCUGAGAAUGUUGGUAUUGAUAAAGGAGAUAUUCCAGACUUGAGGAAAGCGCCGAGUAGUCUUCUAGAUGCACUAGAGCAACAUCUGAAUCAGUUGGAAGGAAAAAAAACAUCUUCUCUGUCCUCGCAAUCGUCAAAUAGUAGCAAUCAGAAGAACGUCAAAUCUGGAGUGACAGCUCUGUCAUCCACUAGUAAUGCAUUCGGAAAUGUCGUUGCCAAUGGCCGUUUCGAUUCACCGCCCAAUGGCAUCGAUGAAAGCUUGAAACUUCAAAUUUUGGCUGAAGAGGAAGCUGCCAUGAAUCAAUUCAAGUCGAAAGUGUCCCCGUCCGCCGUCAACAACCCCUUCUUGACCGCCUCCUCCUCCUCAUCGUCGACGAUGACGUCAUCGCCGCCAGCGACCGCCCCCCACAUGGAUCUCUUCGCCCCGGUGGCGGCGGCGGCGGUGGCGCAGACGCGAGCCUCCGACGACCUGCUGCAGCUGUCGAAUCCGUUCGCGGAGGCGUUCGCGCAGCCGCCGGCGCCCAGUGCGUCCGCCUUCAUGACGCAGCAAAGCGUCUGGAUGGCCAACGGAAAUGGUUUUGGAGCAGUGAGUCCUACAUCCAACUCUGUGAUAACAAAUGGAACAUUCGUUUCUGAAAAUAAUUUUGCUUCUGUAUUUGGCAAUGCAGAUGGAAAAGCCAGCAAUUUCGAUGCCUUAGGCGGUGUCCUUCAACCGGUCAACGCGAACGGGCAGAGACACAACAUAUCCAACAACACGAGCGAAAACAACGUGAACAACAAUCAGCCGAACAACGCCAGCGCUCUUCUGACCGGCGAUUUGGAAUCCAGUUUGGCGUCGCUCGCCGAAAACCUCACCAUCCAUGGCAGAACGGCUCCCAUAAAGGGUGUUCAAUGGAACUCGCCGAAGAACAAUUCGAAAACGGGUAACAGCUGGACCCCCCAACCCAUGUCGGAUACGACGGGCGCCGGAUACAAGCCCAUGAACCAAGCGAUGCAAACUUCGCCGUUCAGUAGUAUGACUGCCACCUCUCCGCAGCCUCAGAUUUAUCCACAGAUGUUGGGUAUACGUCCGAUGCCUACAACCCAUCCUAUGAUGAGCCCCAUGCCAGCGAUGAGUCAGGUAAACCCUCCAUCAAACCAGAUGGGACAGUCUCUCUUGUUCCACUGA